UUGUAUGACUUCCAAAAUCAUAUUUUCUGAUUUGUACAAAUUUGCUUUAGUGGUUUUUCUUCAAUGAAGUUACAGCAUGGCUACAGUUCAUUUAAAAUUAGCCAUCUUCUUCUUGUGUCGUCUAUAAGAAAAAUUGCACGGUUGACUUAAUAUAUCCUUGUUAUGGUUUUAUGUACAAUCUUUCUCAAUUAUUAUUAUUUGAUUGUGCAAUUGUGAAGUUGUUAUGAUCUGUUUGUGAUUAGUAUGUUCUUUUAUUUACCAAAAUUAUUUUGAAUUCAUAACUAACUUGAUCGUCGGAGUUUUUGCAGGUACUACACCUUUGGUGUGUCAUGCUAUGCUCAUGAGAAUGAUGAAAGAGAAAGGAAAUGCAACAUCUUAAAAGCAUGGUAGGAAGUUUACCUUUGAUUUGAGCUGCUGGCCAUGCUUAACAGUCCGGUCUUCAACCGAGCUGAGUGAAUGAGAUUCAUUUUGGUGGUUGGAGAUGUUGGGUUCAGGGACAAUUUUAGUGACAACUGUUAUUGGAUUUGGCAUGAGUGCCACUUUCAUUGUUUUUGUUUGUACAAGAAUCAUUUGUGGAAGACUUAGAGGUGGUGUUGAAUCUAGGAUGAUGUAUCAGAUUGAAUCAAGAUAUGAUAUAGAACAGCCAGAACAUCAUGUUAAUGACCCUGAUCCUGAACCAGUUCUGCUUGAAGCAAUCCCCACUUUGAAGUUCAAUCAAGAGGCUUUCAGUUCCAUUGAAGAUACACAGUGUGUAAUAUGUUUGGCGGACUACAAAGAAAGAGAAAUAUCGCGAAUCAUGCCGAAAUGCGGCCACACUUUUCAUCUUUGUUGAGAUGCGGUUAGAACUGUUUCGUCUCAUUAACAACACCCAAGAAGCCAUCGAUGCUGAAAGA
This is a messenger RNA of Lathyrus oleraceus (garden pea), 893 nucleotides long. RefSeq names its product RING-H2 finger protein ATL5. The coding region runs from base 482 to 832 and encodes 116 amino acids. The record is from RefSeq and is a predicted model, not a curated record. Lineage: Eukaryota; Viridiplantae; Streptophyta; Magnoliopsida; Fabales; Fabaceae. The transcript is spliced from 3 exons.